AUAAAUGGAACAAAAGUAUUAAAAAUAUAAAAUAUUAUAUUAAAAAAUAUAUAUGAAAUAUUUAACAAUACAAGUGUAUACAUAUAUAUUGAAAUUGUUAAAGCAUCUCAAAUUUUGAAAACCUCUUAAAAACGGAUUAUUGCACAAGAAUUUUGCGAAACCCCAUCACAUCAAGAGUACCGAUUGAACAUUGCAACAACAAAAGCAUUUUCAACAUCAAGAACUGGAAAAAAGAUUAUAAAUUUCCCUUGAAUUUUUGCAGAAAAAUUUCUCAGAGAGAAAAAAAAAUACAAAAAUUUUACAUAACAAGUGGAUGGAUAUAAUAUUGGAACGUUGACAGGAAAUCCCACACUUGACAUUCAAUACCCCAUACCACAAUAAUGUCAAGUGGUUGUUGAUUAUAAAUCUUUGUUUGGAAAGCAACAACACACCACACAACCGAAAACCGAAAAAUAUUUUAUCCUUUUUUUUGUUCGAAUAACGAAAUCCUGUUGCUGUACCACACAGCAACUCCUUCAAACUGGCUAACAUGGCAAUGCAUCACAACGCCAUGUUAACGAGCGGAGCGCCAAAAUUUCAAUCGCGACCCUCAUCGCCACCCUUCAGCGGAUUUACACCGCCCACAGAUUAUCCCCACAGCCAGGAUCAGGUAGCUCCAGUACAUUUACAUCAUCAACAGCAGCAACAGCAACAACAACAACAUCACCACCAACAACAGCAGCAAGCGAUGCAACAGCAGGCCAUGCAUCAACAGCAUCAAUUGCAACAACAAAUGGCUGCUAAUCAUUUUCACUCAAUGGCUGGUCGGCAUUCGGGUCGAAAUAUGAACGCCACAGCGAGCAUGAAAAAACGUUCGGCAUCCUCAUCCCGCGGUCAACAUAUGGUCAAUUCUAAUACCAUGACAAGUGGUAUGAUAUCAGCGGUGGGUGCGGGCAGUCUGGGCCAUCAUCGUGGUGAUUUGAUAUUUCCCGAUGAAUCGGACACCAUUGAAUUUUGUAUGCCACCGCAGCCGGGCUCAUCGAAUGGCAUUGGUCAUGGCAUUAGUAGUGAACUGCUGUUGACACACGGGAAGAAUGGCCUGUGUACUGGCGAGGCGUUUGCGGAACGCCGAAGGAGGGGUCACAGCCGGCGCAGCAAUCACAAAAUGGAUGUUGAACAUCAGGUCAAAUGGUCUCGCAACAAUAUAGCCGCUACAAUGGAACGUUUCGAACCAACACAACAUCAUUCGUCCUCCUCCACAUCAUCGUUGGAAUAUGGUUUUGCCGCCAGUGUUGUAACACCAUCGUCGACGCCAUCUCACCACUCGCAACAUCAAAUUUCACCCGCUCCCUCACAAACAUUUCAAGGUGCCACUGCCGCUACGUCCCAGACGGCACCAUAUAAUCACGUCUAUUCGUACGCUUAUUACGAACCCGGUGCUAUUAAGUGUCACACGAAUAUACCACAAAAAGAGGAACCGAUUGCCGGUGCUGCUGCCAUUAUGCCAGCUCCGCUGGCACAGGCAGCUGGUGGUGCAGCGGCGGCGGCGGCUGGUGUCAGUGCUUCUGGCAUUGGCGCUGCUGGUGCUGCUGGACCUUCAAAAAGCCCUACCCGCAAUUCAAUACGUGCCCUCUUGGCGCGAAGUUUUCGUUCGAAACCCAAAAAUCCUCCCUCAACUUCAUCGUCGCCCAGUGGAGCCGAAGAACGUCACAACUACACAACACGCUAUGGCACAACGGAAAAUCUCUACGAGGAAGUCAAUGAUCAGAAAAUACGCAAAGUCCUUUCCGAUAAUCGCAUUGUCAAGUCGAAUGUCAUUGAAGAGAUACGUCGGGUACAGCACAAUCAUUUUCGGGUUUUGGAUGAGCUAAAUCUAUCGUUGGAGGCAUUGAUAAUGCCCGAAACCCCACCCGAUGUCAGUCCAAAUGUUGAAGUACCCGAAGCUAGUGCGGUCAGUGCGAAUACUGCCGCCGUUUUGGCAACACCCACAGCAACAGCCCAAAAGCCGCGCCGGGGUGGUCUACUGGGUGGUGCCGCAUCCACCUCAUCGUCCACAGUGUCUUCUUCGCAGCCGCGUACCUUGUCACACGCCAGCCUAGAAAAUCUUUCCUCGACUUUUAACUCAAUCGAACUGAAAGAUCAUGCCCAUCUGUCGUGUAUAAAUCCCGAAUUCGACGAAGGCGAUCUGGACAGCGGCUUCAGCGGUAGUGGCAGCAGUAGCGGUGCCAGUUACAAUGAAAGUCUGCGUUACUACAAGUCCGGCCAUACACCCAAUCACCAUCCCCAUCACACCAUGCAUCACCAUCAGGUGCAGCUGCACCAUCAGCAUCAGGCGCAGAUGCAACAACAACAGCAGCAGCAGGCCCAACAGCAACAUCCCACCACUUUACCCCACAACAUGCGUAGCUGUCGAUCGUCAACGGCAUCCGGUUCGUCGACUUCCAAAAGUAGCACAUCCGAGGAUCAGGGCAUUGCAAUGAUGACCUCAUUGGGUAGCUGUGGAACAGCUGUCACCUCGCCAGCAUCGCCCUUCCACUAUAAUCGCUGCUGUGCCGACAUUCAGAGGGCAUCGGGCCGUUCCGCUUCUGAUUCCUCAGCGACGGGUGCUAAACCAAAAAAGAACUUUUGGAAAAUAAAACCGUGAUGCUAUAAAAGGGCUUUACGUAGACUCUGUAAACGUUGGAGUAUAGUGGUGGUAAGUUAAAUUAGCUGCACCAACGCCAUACCACCCCACCCAGCCCCAUACUCCCAAGAAAAGAAAAACAAAAAAACACUCACAGCCACAACUACACAUACAGUUUCGCUUUCUAUCUAUCUCUCUACUCGCUCUAUUAUCUCUGUCUAUCUAUCUACCUAUCUAUUCUCUUUCGUAUUUCGUAUAUUAUUAUUAAUGUAAUUUAAUUUUAAGGCAUCUACAACAACAAAAAAAGUGAUGUAUUUGUAAAAACAAAACAAAAACCAGAAAACUGAAAUCGAAUUACAAGAAAUUAAGAAAAACCCUGAAAACCUUAGAAACGCUAUUAAAAAACGAAGUAAAACCCUAAAAACGAAACCUAUUAAACUAUGAAUUAAAUGCAUUUUUAGUUAAACUAAGCAUUCUUGUAUUUGUUAAUUUAAAAACAAACAAACGAAAAAUAAGAAACAGAAAACAAAACAAAAAAACAAAUGUGAAUAAUAAAUUUAUUAAAAUUUUGAGUUAAACAAAA
Molecule: messenger RNA, 3185 nt
Organism: Musca domestica (house fly)
Lineage: Eukaryota; Metazoa; Arthropoda; Insecta; Diptera; Muscidae
Product: AF4/FMR2 family member lilli
Exons: 4
Coding region: 530-2623 (697 amino acids)
Source: RefSeq, a predicted model, not a curated record